AGCUUCAAUCGAAAAGCCAGAGUCGCGACAUGGCCUGUCGAUCAGCGCCGCUACUACCCUUCCUUGUGGCUGCUUUCUCGCUGCUACUUCCUCUGGCCCGUGCUCAAACGGGGACCAACUUUCCCGCGUCGGAAUUUACGUACGGUUCCUUCUCGUCCAAUCUUGUUAUUUGCUACUCGAACACGAUCAAUUCGCAAUCGAUCCGCCUGACGCCUGUUACCCGCACGUUUUCCUUUACACCGAGUAGCACGCAAACGAUAAAGUACAUUCAGAUCAUGUCACCCGAUCUGAAAAAGUUCUACGCGCAGAUUGCUAACGGUGGCGUAGGGGGGACCACUGCAACCUCAACGGAUAUUGUUGUUUCAUCGGUUCACGGUGGAUAUUUGAAUGUGGCCGUUCGGAUCUAUUGUUUAGUCACCACUUAAAAAAUUCAGCAUGGAAAAAUAAGUGAAAUAAAAACAACAAAACACCUUUUUA
Molecule: messenger RNA, 477 nt
Organism: Anopheles gambiae (African malaria mosquito)
Lineage: Eukaryota; Metazoa; Arthropoda; Insecta; Diptera; Culicidae
Exons: 2
Coding region: 30-425 (131 amino acids)
Source: RefSeq, a predicted model, not a curated record